GACUCGCGCGAGUAUGCCACCUGGAGCCAACGUCGUGGAUCAAGUAAAAACAGGGUGGCGAACAUAUGGUGGCUGUGACGCAUGUGUAAAUAUCAAACCCUUUCAGACGGGUCCGCAUCAGGAGGUCCGAUGCCCUGAGGACCCUCCCAGUCAUGAAAGUCAGAGGGGAUAUUUAACGUUCACAAGCACCACUAAAUUCCUCCCAGAGCAUUCGUUUUUCUCUCUAACCCGCCAAUAUCUUGGACGGUAACUUCACCUCAAAUUAUGUCGGACUUAAAUUGCGGUUCCGGUGGAGGCGCGACCACAUAUCCACAGUUGCGUGUAGCAUCGGUCUUCAUCAUCCUCAUCGGAUCGACUACCGGCGCACUUUUUCCAGUUCUUGCUAAACGGACAAACUGGCUUCAUGUUCCCAAACCCGUCUUCGACUUUGCCAAGUUCUUCGGUUCUGGUGUCAUCAUAGCUACAGCUUUUAUUCACCUCCUUAGCCCCGCUAUCAGUGAGCUUGGAUCUCCAUGCUUGUCACCGGCUUGGCAGCAGUAUCCCUAUCCGCUUGCAUUAGCUAUGCUUAGCAUAUUUUCGAUUUUUAUUGUUGAACUGGUGGCCUUCAGGUGGGGUACGUCCAAACUGGCUGCCCUCGGCGUAAAGCACGACGCACAUGGUCACGGUCUCGGCGCGCACGCUGCACAUGGACCUGAAGGAGGAAGCUUGCCGGAUAGUGACUCACACUCUGAGAAGAUCCAUGAGGAUUUAGAAUCUGCCCACGAUCAUACGCGCCUGGAUCUUGGUGCUGCAGGGCAGAUCAUCGGUGUGUUCAUCCUAGAAUUUGGCGUAUUGUUGCAUAGUAUACUCAUUGGUCUGACGCUGGCGGUUGAUCCGAGCUUCAAAAUAUUGUUUGUUGUCAUCAUAUUUCACCAAACCUUUGAGGGCCUUGGAAUUGGUACUCGUCUUGCUCACUUACAGGUUCCCCCGAAGUACAAUUAUGUAGCCAUCUGUGCCGCGCUUUUGUACGGAAUCACCACACCAUUAGGCAUUGCAGUUGGGCUUGGAGUUAAAAGCACGUACAACCCAGGCAGUACAACCGCCUCCAUCGUGAGUGGAGUGCUCGACUCGCUGAGUGCAGGUAUCCUGUUGUAUACUGGUCUUGUUGAGCUUCUUGCUCACGAGUUUAUCUUCAAUAAAGAAAUGAUCACCGGGUCUAACGGACGCGUUGCCUAUGCCAUCUCAUGCAUGCUCUUUGGAUGUGGGAUAAUGGCGCUCCUGGGGCGUUGGGCAUAAUGAAUAUCAAUAUGUUGUGACCAUCUAGUGUACCAUUGGAGAUCUUACUGGUUUACAGUUGUAUUGCCCCGGAAGCUAUUUUUAAUGCAUGGCGGACAGUUUCAG
Molecule: messenger RNA, 1380 nt
Organism: Suillus clintonianus
Lineage: Eukaryota; Fungi; Basidiomycota; Agaricomycetes; Boletales; Suillaceae
Product: ZIP-like iron-zinc transporter
Exons: 8
Coding region: 265-1275 (336 amino acids)
Biological process (GO): zinc ion transmembrane transport
Cellular component (GO): plasma membrane
Molecular function (GO): zinc ion transmembrane transporter activity
Source: RefSeq, a predicted model, not a curated record